Molecule: messenger RNA, 567 nt
Organism: Castor canadensis (American beaver)
Lineage: Eukaryota; Metazoa; Chordata; Mammalia; Rodentia; Castoridae
Product: interferon alpha-21-like
Biological process (GO): defense response
Cellular component (GO): extracellular region
Molecular function (GO): cytokine receptor binding
Source: RefSeq, a predicted model, not a curated record
AUGGCCUUGUCCUUUGCUUUACUGGUGGUCCUCGUUCUUAGCUACAGGUCAACCUUCUCUCUGGGCUGUGAUCUGCCUCAGACUCAUAGCCUGGGUAGCAGGAGGUCCUUGAUACUCCUGGGACACAUGAGGAGAAUCUCUCCUUUCUCCUGCAUGAAGGACAGAAAUGACUUCGGAUUCCCCCAGGAGGACUUUGAUAGAAACCAGAUCCAGAAGACUCAAGCCAUCUCUGUCCUCCAUGAGAUGACCCAGCAGAUCUACAACCUCUUCAGCACAAAAGACUCCUCUGCUGCUUGGGAGAAGACCCUUUUGCACAAAUUCUGCUCUGACCUCUCUCAGCAGAUGAAAGACCUGGAAGCCUGUCUGACACAGGAAGGAAGGGAGGAAGAGCCUCCCAUGAUGCAUGAGGACUCCACCCUGGCUGUGAGGAAGUACUUCCACAGGAUUACUCUCUACCUGGAAGAGAAGAAGUACAGCCCUUGUGCCUGGGAGAUUGUCAGAGCAGAAAUCAUGAGAUCCAUCUUGUCAUCAGCAAACUUUGAGGAAAGAUUAAGGAGUGAGGAAUGA